This is a messenger RNA of Saccostrea echinata, 2808 nucleotides long. Its product is annotated as protein DD3-3-like. The coding region runs from base 1 to 2007 and encodes 668 amino acids. The transcript is spliced from 12 exons. The record is from RefSeq and is a predicted model, not a curated record. NCBI's taxonomy places the organism in Eukaryota, Metazoa, Mollusca, Bivalvia, Ostreida, Ostreidae.
AUGAGGAGGCUGGUUCAGUUCUGUGCCUGUAUGUUGCUGCUCCACCAAGUUGGAGCAGAUUUGUACUUGCAUAUGCCAAGAGGCAGCAACAAUAGACUUAACGAGGCCACAGCAACAAGGGCUAAUGCUAACAGGGUGUUUGAUUCACAGAACAACAACAGAGGGGGUUACAACGUGGGAGAUGUGGAUAAAGACAAAUCAGGAAACAAUGAAGGAAACCAGUAUAGAAUGCAAUAUUUCCAAAGUGGGUCAGCUACCCCAAAUGUGAAAGACAAAACUUACCUGACCGUAGAAUGGACCAAUCAGCAUGGAUGUGGGGGGAGUGAGAAUACAAACCCCCAGAAACACAACUGUCACAUGGUGCUCCAGUACAUGUGUCAGGAUGAUGUGUCAUCACCUGUAGGUACAGCAGACACUUUAAGAAAUGGUGUCUCAACUCAAACUCCGAAUCACAACAGGGCUGGUAGUUUAAAUGAGAACAAAAACACGGCCCAGAACAGAAAGAAUAACAAUAUUAAUACGGAGAGGGUGCUGCAGGAAUCCUGGGAUUGGUACGACAAGUGUUACAUGAGAGAGAGAAACAAAGGACUGUUUAAUGCUGACCAGAAGCUAAAGUCAAACAAUGGGCUGGGAUUUAGUAGUGCCAUCUACACUCGUCAGAAUCCCAAUGGGAAUCGCUAUGGUUACGAGUGCCCAGAGGAACGUGAUCACUUCCCCUAUUGGCAUCCCACCCCCAGGACUGAUGUUGCCAUCCUAACAGAUAAUACAUCUCUUUGUAGUUUCUUUGAGGAGGGAAGUUUUAACAGGAAGGCUUACGGAGAGUGUAUAGAAGAGUACGGUGAUGGUAGUCGUAAACACUGGUCUCGCUGGAACAACAGACAAGAAUGUACAGAAAAUGGUGGACAGUGGGUGGAGCUUAGCAGCUAUAUUGAAAAAGCUACACAAUUCACCUCUGAAGGUCAGUGCACAUCUCAGGCGGCGCAGGGAAACAGGUACGUCUGGGCAGUGCCAUACGAUGCCACUGACGUCACCAAGAAAGAGUGUCUAGUUCAGGCGCCACCAAUAGACUGUCAACAGGCAGACUGGUCAAGAUCAAAUCAUCUUGGAAAUGGUAUAAAUGGAGAGGCCAAUCGCUAUCAAUGGGCUCUGCCAUAUUUCCCAUCCAACAAAGACAAGAGAUGUGUGUUUAGGAUGAGGUACAACAUUUCCACAGAUGACUAUGCCCCUUAUUCCACUGAUAGCUCUAGGAAUUUAAAUAAUGGAAUAGAGGGUAUUACCUCCCCUAUCGAGGACAACCCAUAUGUUGAUGUUGGAGGUAGAUCUGCCCUUCGGUUGAACAUCAACACCGACCAGACAGGGCGUAUAUUCCAGGACCGCAGUCACCUCUUUAAGCUCCUCACCAGACCAUCCUCCAUCCAAUCAGAUAACAUCUUCAACAUAAAUGUCCGAGGAAAGCGCGGAAACAUAGUGCAGACAUACCCAGCUGUGGAGUACGAUUUUAUCCCUAAUAAUCUACAGUUGUCAGAAUCAGACUCCGUACAUAUACAGUGGACAGGAUCAAAUUCACAUAACAAUGGUGGGGGUGGAGGUGAUGGACAGGCUGGGGAUGAGGGUCAAGGCACUGGAGGCACUGACAGAAGCAAUAUUGUACAGAUUGCUGAUCUGAAUGAUAAUUUUCCGAUGCCUUUUGAAAAGACCAAUAUGUGGACAAAUGCUAACAUUCGCUGGAUUUACCAUGGUAAAACUGAUGUCUCCCCAGAAAAUUUAGCUGUUUCCAUGGCAUCUGCUGGCUAUUACAGAUGCAUAAAGAAACAAGACUGCCCUGAGGCAGCACACAAUGACUACAUCGUGGAAACCAAAACCAAAAUGAACGAUUUACUCAACAAUGCCCCCGCCUCGUUCACAGGUGCAGUCCUGAGGUUUAAAAAGGGAACCUAUCAUUAUAUGUCAACGAGAAAUAACAACUUCUCCAACAGAAGUCAGAAAUCAACACUGACUGUUGUAUAAGCUUUAAUAAUUGUUAAUUAUUAAUUAAUUACCAAAUGAGAUUAUUUAUUACAAUGAAUUGCCAAUAUAGCCAUAUCAAAUGUGUGCUCAAGCAGCUCAUGAUAUUUUUACCUUUUCUGUUUUUUACAUUUCCUUAUAGCUCAGGACAUUUGUCUUGCAUUCCAAUUUUUAUCUUCAAAAAUCAAAAUCAAAUUUUCGUAACUGAGAAAUAUUGUCUCAUAUUGUUUUGAGUUUAUAUAUGAGGGCACUAUGUCUUGUUUUAUAUCUGUAUAUUAGAUAGAAAACUAUUGGAGAUUAUAUUCAUUCUGCUCACUCGAUAAAUAUAGGCAAAAGAUAUUAACCCCCCUCCUCCCCCCAAAAAUGAUAUUAAAAAAGAAAUUAUACAGAUUUCAUCAAUUUUUAUUUAUUUGAUUCUGAUAUGUGUUCAUUUGUAUGUUUGUACUAUACAUGAUUUAGAGUAAAGUGAUUACGUAUCCAUCAGUACCCAUUUUUCACAUCUGUUUGAAAUUUUCAAGAUCAUCGAAGAUCAAAUUCAUCCUCAAAGUACGAGUCCAUUGACCAAAGACAUUUUUACAAUUGAACUUACUAGUUACUGUAAUUAAAUCAUUAAUGCAUCUGACAUUUGUAAAUCAGUGACUUCACUUUGUUCAUAAUAAUUAUUUGUUCUUUGUUUAAUUACUUUAUCAAUUGUAUAUAACCCCAUAUGGCUCUACAAAGACUAAGUGCUGUGUUACAUGUAUAACCUGCAGGAUCAGGAAUAUGUUAUUGUAAAUUAUUGCAAUAUUUGAUACAGAAAAUCUU